AUGCCGCCACGAGUUUUAGUAAAUUCACAACCUCUCAAAAAAUGCGUUGUACAAGGAGCAAUUGCAACAACUUCUUCUAUCGAUAACUUUCUGAAAACAUCAGGUAAAAUUCUUUAAAAAUACUUGAAUCAUUGUUUUAUUGUAGAUAAUGCGAUAUUUGGUGUUGUCAUUUGGAUUAGAGAAAAUACAAUUGGCGAAGUUUUAGUUCAAGAAAAUUUCGAAGAUAUAAAUGUUCAUUUUGUGUUCAAUUCAUCAACACAAAUAAGAUAUGGAGAAAACAGUAGUCAACUUGGAAUUGGAUCAUUAGUUCAAAUUGGCUGGGAGAAAAAGUUAACAUCCAGAACAGAUGAAAAUCAUGUAAUUGUAUAUAUAGAAAAAAUGAGUGUUUUUGAAUGUCUAACAAUGAUAAAAUCGGAAAUAUUUAUUGUACAUAAUUCUCAAUCAAUGGCUGGUGUUUCAAUUGGAAUGACUGAGGUAAUUAAUUUUUAUUUAAAAAAAUAAUAUUCAUCUUUUUUUAUAGCAAGACGUCGAAGUUGUUUUUCAUCCAUCAUGUUCUGCUGAAAUUCGAUGUGAAACAUAUCAAGCAACUCGCGAAAACUUGACAGAAUUUAGAAAUAGAACAAAGUUUGUAGGUUGGUUUUGCGAAUUUCAAAAAAGUAAUAAUAGUUUUCAGCAUUCUUGUGAACGUGUUAAACAAAUGGUGAAUGCAUGGAUGAUUGUUGCACCAUUUACAAUUGAUUUGUCAGGAAGUUUUGCGAAUAUUCGAUUUUUUGUUGUUGAGAAAAUAUCAAGUGGUAAUGAUCAUGAAGAAAGUGCUGUAAUAACUAAUGUUAGUUGAAAUUAUUUUUUCCUUCAAAUUAAUUACUUGAUAAUUUUUCUUAGAUUGUUCGAAAAAUGUUUAUGGAAGCAAAAUAUUUAUCAACUCCCGAAAGUAUAUUUUUCAAUACAAAAGCUUGUCAUUCAAAUAUUCUUGUAAGUAUUUUUUAAAUUUACUUGUCUUAAAAUAUUCCUAAUAUUUUAAGAAUCAAUUUUCUGUUGGGUCAAUUGUUCGAGUCAAAUCUUCCAAAACAUUUGAAUCAUCAAGAUAUCAUAGAUAUGGAUAUGAUGUAACUAUUGAAAAAUAUCGAAAAAAUAGCAUAUGUAAAAAGAAAAAUCACAAUUCAAUUAUUGAAGAAAAUUAUAAGAAAAGUGAGUUUCGUUUGAAUUAGAUAUAUUUUGAAUAUAUAAUUUUUAUCAGAUGAUAUAAAUAUUUUGGAACAUUCAAAAAAUACGCUUGAAGAUAAAGAUGAUAUUGUUGAUAUAAAAGAGCAGAAAUCGGAUGCAAAAAUUGUGGAAAUAAAGAAUAAUGAUAGUUAUGUUCCAUUGAAUACAGCUGGAAAAAAUUUCAAAAUACGUUAUCAUUUAUUGGAUGGAUGUAAACAGUAAGUUUAUUUAUUUUCGUUUUCAAAGCACAGAAAAAAUAUAUUCGAAAUAUUUUCAGGAACUUGAAUUCGUAUGAAGUACCAUUUAUUUUGGAAUCAUAUCGAGAUCCUUAUUUGAAUAUUGAUUUCGAUGAAUUUUCAGUGAAGAAACCGAAAAUGAUUUUCGAAGAUAUUGAAAUGAAGAAUCGAAUUAGAAAAGCUUUAGAAAUACACAAUCUUUUGAAAGAUGAUUCAAUUAUUGAAAAUGUACAAGUGAAGAAGAAGAAGAUACCACAAAUUAUAAAUGAAAAAAUGGAAUAUUUUCGAGAAGAAAAACGAAUACCAAAAACAAGAAAAGAAUUUAAGCUUGAAAAAAUUGUUGAAGUACUUGGAACAAUUCAUAAAUCAAAGGUUUUUUUAAUUUUAAAGUAAUUUCGAAUAAUUAAAUUUCUUCAGAUUCUCGAAGAGAAAUUCGUUUUACCGGAUACAAAUUGGAAGCCAAGAGAAAGAAGAGUUGUUGGACUUUUUGAUAAUUUACAAUGGGUUUUGAUGGGAACAUUUGUAUUGUCAAAAGAAGAAGUGGAAGAAAUGCAAGAUGUUGAAAAUGAAAGUCCAAGACAACUUGCUGGAGGGGUUCGUUUUAUUAAUUAUUUUAUUUUUAAUUUCUGAUUUUUAUAAAUUAAUAAUUUCAGUGGUGGUAUCGUCGAACAGUUCCAAGAGAAUAUCCAAUACAACAUGUUGAAACUCUCAAAACUAGUCGAAAUAUUCUCGAGGAUUGUACAAAGAAUCUAGAUUUUUAA
Caenorhabditis angaria is the source of this 2200-nucleotide messenger RNA. Lineage: Eukaryota; Metazoa; Nematoda; Chromadorea; Rhabditida; Rhabditidae. The record is from the annotation of a GenBank genome assembly.